CAGCUCCCCCGGACCCCCCUCCCCCUCCGUUUCCGCCAUGUUCCCUUCCAUCCGGACUGCCCCUCUAGGAUCCCGACAGAUCCCUGGAUCCCCCUACAGCCUCACCAUCCUCCAGGAAGGUUUCAACCGUCCCAGAAGCGACGGCAGCUUCGAGGCCGAUGGCUCCGUCACCCUGGUGCGCGGGGGUCCUGUCACCGCCCUGGUGGAUACGGGGGGGCCGUGGGGCCGUCGACGCCUUUUGGAUGAGCUGGAAGCCAUCGGGGUUUCGCCGCUGGACGUCACCCACGUGCUCUGCACCCACGGCCACUCCGACCACGUGGGGAACCUCAACCUCUUCCCUUCCGCCACACUUUUAGUGGGGUUUGACCUCAGUUGUGGGGACGGGGUCUUCCUACCCAACGGCUUGGAUCGGGGGGUCCCUUACGCCCCUCACCCGGGCUCCCCCGGACCCCCCUCCCCCUCCGUUUCCGCCAUGUUCCCUUCCAUCCGGACUGCCCCUCUAGGAUCCCGACAGAUCCCUGGAUCCCCCUACAGCCUCACCAUCCUCCAGGAAGGUUUCAACCGUCCCAGAAGCGACGGCAGCUUCGAGGCCGAUGGCUCCGUCACCCUG
Lagopus leucura (white-tailed ptarmigan) is the source of this 610-nucleotide messenger RNA. RefSeq names its product metallo-beta-lactamase domain containing 1 (gene MBLAC1). The annotation marks the transcript as partial. The transcript has 2 exons. NCBI's taxonomy places the organism in Eukaryota, Metazoa, Chordata, Aves, Galliformes, Phasianidae. The record is from RefSeq and is a predicted model, not a curated record.